AUGGCAAAGUCAUCACAUCAGCAGCGAUUGUUCAUCUCAGACCUUCUGCACAUUAUGCUCUCUCGCAUGGGACGAGGAGCUUUUAGACAAAGUGAAAUACAUGUUUGUCGUCUGUUUUCUGUGCAAAUCAGAGGAAACGCUGCAUAUUGCCGUGCAGUUGGCAGCAUCCCACUACCGAACCGGCGGAUAGCUGCAAUCUCAACAGCGAGUGGAUAUGAAAGUCUGCUACCAUUAGUGACAAAUGCGACGACUGUAACCGGAGCAUCAAAGGAAGAUGUUCACCUGGGCCCCUUUGAGCGACUGGGUAUAAGUCCUGAGCUCGCUGCUAAUCUGGCUCGGGAAGGCAUCUCGAAUCCUACUCAAAUCCAAAUUAAGGCAGUUGGUCCAAUAUUGGCGCAAAAGAAUGUUAUUGUCACCGCAGAAACCGGAUCGGGGAAAACUCUGGCAUAUUUACUGCCGCUGCUCACUCACCUUCUCCAACAUGCGGACUUGUCUCCUUCCCGUCCAAAAUCGGGUUGUGCACCUUUCUCACCUCGUUUGUUGCUUCUAGUUCCCACGCGCGAAUUGUGCGUCCAAAUGCUCCGCGUCUUGCAAUCCAUUACAAAGGGUCUGAAUGUGACAGCAACCUUACUCCCGCCACCCCCAUCGGUCCCGCUCACGCAAAUCAGAUACCCGGAUGUUGCUGUAUCCACACCAGCAGCAAUUGCCCGCCAAUUUUCCAGCCCUCGUUCUAUCAAAGAGCUCCUGUAUAGAACUGACGCGAUAGUGGUGGACGAGGCCGACUGGACAGUGGCCGACCCGACUGGGUGGAAGUUCAUUGCGCAGAUGGCAUCAAUUAGCAGGAAAAGGGAAACACUUGAGACAUCUUCCGUAACCCCUAUCCGGAAGCUCCAGUUCAUAUUUGCAGCAGCAACUCUGCCACCGAUCAGAGCAGCGAAAGCAAAAACUCCGCGAGCUCUCAUUCAACGUACAUUUCAGGACGUGAUUACAGUGGGCACAACUGCCUUGCAUAUGCCGCCCGCAGGGUUGAAGGAGCGGUUUAUUCGUUUGGUUGAUGCUGAUGACCAAACGUUGAGCGAUGAUCAGGAGACGCAGACCAAAUGUAAUGCACUGAUGGCCAUUCUUGUAGAUGCGAUGAGAAAGAAAGCGGAAGCAAAUGUCGUUACGAGCGAUAAAUGGCUUGUUUUCUGUAACUCAACCAAGCGGGCAGAGCAAGUUUUUGCCGCCUUAAGUGCUACGCAAGAUGCUAUCAUAGCUGAGAGUGGACUUGGUGUGCCUUCCAUGGCAUUCGAGGUGAAUCUCGUUCACGGGGACGUGCAUAGAGAUGAACGUGGCACCACUGUGCUUAACCAUGUUGUUAAAAACAACCACAACGCUCAACCUGUGUUCAAGAUACUCGUCUCCACCGAUCUUGUGGCACGAGGUCUGGACUUCGUGGACGUUUCCACAGUAGUUCAGCUGGAUUUCGCUCGAGACGCGGCUACGUACUUGCAUAGAAUAGGACGGACGGCCAGAGCCGGCAAAGCAGGACAAGCUAUAAGUUUCGUGUCUCCUAGCGAUUAUCGUUUGUCGGACUUUGUGGAACGGGCAUCUAAAGGUGUAGCAGACUCCAAAUUGCAAACGCAUGCGCAGUUUCGCACAGCCCUUUUGGGGGAUGCGGAAGUGCUACGAGAAGAUGACAACGACCGGACCCCGUUGACUGCGUUGUUUAGCAGAAAUCGGUCUUUUCGGAAUAAGUUAAGGAAAAAGCAGAUGACAAGGCACGACAGCCUCCAAUCAAAAAUCGAGGCUGGACAAGCGUAGAACGCACAUAUUAUUCCCUGACCAUAAAUUGUCGAUAUUGUAAAUACUAUACACUUCUUAACCCGGAUUGCAUCCGGAAGCGAUCAUAAAACUGAAUCAUCUCGUCAGUAAUACGGGGAGUGACGCUGCGGAUGGCUUUUUCGAAAUGUCGGAAGUGCACCUGAUGACCACAAAGUGUCAUAAAGAUCAGUACGGCCCCUCUUAUCAAUGUCAGCACAUCAUGGUCUGACCUCGGACGCUUCCACAUUUUCUUCCAUGGCACCCAUCGCUGCUUCUUGACAUAUUGCGACACAUUCGGCGCCAGAGUAUCCUUCCGUCUUUUCAAUGCGAUAGAAUGAGCCAUUGUUGGGAACACUUUUAUGGGUUGACAUACCAUUUUCGCCAACUUAUCGGCAUCGACGUCGAUUCCACAUGCCACCCG
This is a messenger RNA of Spizellomyces punctatus DAOM BR117, 2224 nucleotides long. RefSeq lists its product as uncharacterized. The record is from RefSeq and is a predicted model, not a curated record. NCBI's taxonomy places the organism in Eukaryota, Fungi, Chytridiomycota, Chytridiomycetes, Spizellomycetales, Spizellomycetaceae. Bases 1 to 1803 code for a protein of 600 amino acids. Gene Ontology annotation, molecular function: nucleic acid binding; ATP binding; RNA helicase activity. Gene Ontology annotation, biological process: mitochondrial large ribosomal subunit assembly. Gene Ontology annotation, cellular component: mitochondrion. The transcript has 4 exons.